ACUCGAAACAAUAGAUAUCGAAAUAAAUUAACACACAAAUGAAGCGCGAACGCGUUUUUUUCUAAUUAAUAUUUUUAAUUUUUUUUCUGUAUAAAAAUUAUUUUAAACAAAUGAUUUAUAAAAUAUAAAAAAAGAAAUAUUAAUAACUAAUUAAUUAUAUAAUAAAUAUAAAUUAAAAUAUAUAUUAUGAUUAAUUUAAAAUAAAUAAAAAAAAUAUAAUACUUAUUAAACACAGUCAAGUAGUUGGCAUUUAGAGAGAGAUUAUACACAUAGAAAAAGUAAAUAUUUAAAGUGAAAAACAAAAGAAAUAUUUUAAAUUAAGGCAGCAGCAGCAACAAAAUUUAAAAUAUUUAAAAUAUUUUAUAAAAAUAAAAACACUAAGAAAUGUUUAAAAUCUAAAUAAAACAGCCAAGUGAAAAAAAUACUACAACAAAAUUGAAAAUAAAAUUUUGUGAAAAAAAAACAACAAAAUAUGUUAAAAAUUUAAAUAAAAAAAAAAAAACAAAAUAAAAUUAAAUUUAUAAACAAAAAUAAAUUUGUUAAAUAACUUAAUGCCGAAACGAAAUUUAACGACGACAUCUAACAAAACAACAACAACAACAAACAAACGAUGAACAACAGCUACACACCCGCGCAUUUAACAAAUCUUAAAAUAACACCUCUCGUUAACAACAACUCCUCAAGCCGAACACAAUUCGAGACAACAAACACAAAUGAACCAUGUUCGAUCCAAAGUAGACUAGAAUCCUCUAACCAAUGCAGUACUCAGGAUCAAGAAGAGGAGGGAAAGGAGACGUCUACGAAAUAUCGGGAGGAGGUAGAAGAGGUGUAUACCAGUUACAAAACUAGUUGUAAUAAUAAAAAUAGCAAUAAUAAUGUUAAGAAAUCUAAAUCUGUAUAUACACAAAAUACCAGCGUUGCAAAUACAAAUAUGCCUUUGGACACGAUGACCAGGAGGAGGUCGUGGUGUUGGUGGGGCGGCUGUCUGCGACCAUCAACAGCGGCUUGUGUUACACUUUUAAUAUUAACAACGACAUGUUCCUUAUGUUCUGCCUCCCUAUGUGAAUCGCAAAGUUGGUGGGAUCCGUACAAGGAUAAAUGUAUACCCUGCACUGUGUGCCAGGGCGAUAUGAUACCAUUGAGGCCAUGUCAAAUGCAUCGAGACACUGUGUGUGGCUCAAUAUAUGAUUUGAAAAUUGAUUGGGUCGUUUUGUCGAAGACAGAGCCCAAUUGGAAGGAGCGACGAAAGUUUGAUGGUUUAGAUUAUGGCUUAGACCACCACCAGUUAACCGCCGAACAAUUGCAACAGCUACAGGAUGAGGCCGAUCCAAUGGAUUGGCAAACGGCUGCACUCUUCUUGGCUGUUUUGGCAUGUCUUUUAUUUUUCAUUGUAGCCGCUUGUAUUCUAGUACAUCAUAUGCGACAAUGGCGACGCAUGGAACGUAGAUUAGAUCAAGAUGUCGAAGAACUUUCAACAAAACUCAUGGCCAAAUUGGCCGAGGUACAAAGUUUAGAGGGUGGUACAUUCUUUAUUGGUAAUGCGGAUGCUUUAAGGAUACCAACGUCAACAGCAGCAUUGACAACAGCAACAACAUUUCAUCAACCACAACAUGUUAUGUUGCCAGAAAAAUCGGAUAAACAUCAACAAAGUCUACAACAUGAUCGUCGUUUAUUCACUAAUACAUCAACUUUAAAAUCUGGUAAUGUUUAUAUUGAGGAAAAUAGUUCAAAAUGUUAAAACAAAAGAUGGUGGCUGACUGACUGCCGAAAUGCCAGAGGCUGGCUAAAAAACCACAACCAAAAAAAAAAAUUUCAAACUUUUAAGCGAAACGACGAACUGGAACAUACUUAAAUUAACACAUUAAAAAAUUUACAACAAAAAAAAUAUAAUUCUUAUAAUUAAAAAAUUAAAAUAAAAUUUUACAAAAUUAACAAUAAUAUACAUUGUUUAAAACGAGUAUGUAUAAGAAGAAGAUGCAAAGUAAAAGAAAUGAAUGAAUAUCUUAACUAAAAAUGAGGGUCAGUUUUGCUUAAGUAAGGUUAAAUUUUAUUUGAAAAAAAUUAUUUUAUUGUAUAAAGUAAAACAAAAGUGUUUUUAAAUUUGGUCUUUUAAACUUAGUUUAAACCAUUUUGAGCUUAUAGUAGUUUAUGUAUAAAAACAAAUUUUAAGCUAAACUAAGUUUAAGUUAAACUGAGUUUAAAUUAAGUUGCUGGAUUUGUAUUUGAAAUUUGAUUACUUUUUAAGUUUAAACUGAUAGUAAAUUUAACUAACCUGAGUUUGAACCUAACGUUGUUUUAGUAAAAUACUAAAUUAUUAGCCAAACUAGGUUUAAGUUAAACUGAGUUUAAAUUAAAUUGCAUUUGACUAUAAAAAUAAGUUUUUUUUUGGAAAAAUGUUAAUUCAAUUAAGGUUUUUGAAUUUAAACUAAACUGAACAUAAUAUCGAUUAAAUGUUAAAACAGUUUUUAAUAUUGAGUUUUAACUAAGUUUAACUUAAACUAAAAUUAUGUUAAAAUGUAAAGCUUGCAAUAACAGAAUUAAGUUAAAACUUAUACUAAGAUUAAGAGCGUUUUGAAAAUUGUGCAUAUUCAAUUAAGCAAAGGUUAAACCUAGUUUAAUCUGAAUAACUUAAACAUAAUUUAAACUUAAUAAUACGUGUCUUGAAAGUAAAAACGAUUUAUUAGUUUUGGGCCCAUUGUUUCAAUCUUUGGUUAUUAUUUAAUCGGUAGAUCUUAUAUUAGUUUAAAUAACUUUUGUAUAAAAACUGUUAAUAUAUAGUUAAGUUAAAAAAUAACCAGAUAUUGAGAAAAUGGGGGAUAAUCUAACAUUCAAUUACAGGUUUAACUAAGCCCAGUUUAAUUCAAAGUUUAAACAGUUUUAACAAUUAAAGCAAAGAAGUUAUAUAUUAAAUGAGGUUUAAUUAAGCCAAAUCACUAUUUACACUUUUGAAUGUAUACGAAAAAAACUAUUGCUCCUAAGUUUUAAUUUAGAGGAAAAGAAAAGUAAAACUAAGUUUAUGUUAACUGACUUUAGUGUAAUAUGAGAAAAAAAAGCAAAAAAUUAUAGAUUUGUGUUGAAAUUUUAAAACACUGGCAUGUAAAUAUCUUAGAUCAAGUAAACGUAGUUUAUGUUUAACCGUUACAUUGAAUAAUAAUGUUGAGUAAAACUUAGUUUAAGUUAAACUGAGAAAUACAAUAAAUUUCUUUGAAUGUUUAAAAACUGACAUGUAAAUCCUAGAUCAAGUGAGCCGAACGUUAAAAACAAUACAAGGUUAACCAUAGUUUUAGGUUAUGAUCAAAUUUGCUUAACAUUUAAUCUAAAUAGUUUAGUAGGAUGGAACAGGUAAAACUAAGUUUAAGUUAAACUGAAAUCAAGUACGUAGAAAGUUAAACUAUAUCAAGUGAGCUGAAGGUUAAAACAAUACCAGGUUAAACAUAGUUUAAGUUGACGAGCAAAUUCGGUUAAAAUUUAAUCUAAAUAAUUUAGCAGGAAGAAACAGGUAAAACUAAGUUUAAGUUAAACUGAGUUAGGUAAAAUUAUUUAAAUGAAGAAACAAUUGUUUUAUUGAAAGUUUAAAAACUGAAAUGUAAUCCUAGAUCAAGUGCGUGGAAAGUUAAAACUAGGCAAGUUUAAACGUAGUUUAAUGAUAAAAAGUUAAAGUUUGUUAGAUAAGAUCUUGACUUUAACCGAUGGACUGUAACUAUAAUUCAGAAUAAAAACUUUAACUAUACUACGAGCAGUAGAUUAAAAACGUUUAAAAAGUUAGAAUGAAACUCAACUAAAUAAAUCGCUUCAGGUUUUGUUAAAAUAGAAUCCAAGUUUUUCGAGAAUUUAGUUCUAAAAUAUAAGUUUAAAUAUGUUUUAAUCUACUUGACUGUGUGUAUAAUUAUAAACUUUAUAUUUAAACCAGGUUUAGCAGUUAAAUUAUAGUUACAUUUGCUCUAACAGAUGGUGUUUCUUUUGUUUACUAAAAUAAGAUUAAACUAGGUUUAAAACGAUUUAAAUAUUUUAAACAAUACUGAGCUUUGCAAAAGUUAACUUAACCGUAGUUUAACUGAAAUAAAAAUUAUUUAGGUUUUCUUUAAAAAUUAAACCUAGUUUAAAAGAUAAAGUUUAUUAAGCAAUACAAGACAUUGUCCAAGGUUAAAUAUAAUUAACUCAAUUCUUGUUUAAAACAAUAUUAACUUAAUCUUAGUUUAAACGAAAAAAAGUAAAAUUAAACGUAAAGAAUUUUAUUAACAUAUUUUCUUAAAAAAAAAACUUUGAAAUAUUUUUAUAAGGUUUGAAUUUUCUCAGUUCUAGGUUUAAGCUUAGAACUACUAUAGAAAGAUUAACCUUAAAUAACUGAUUAAAUGGAGAAAUUAAAAUUAAACUAAAUUUUGAAAUAAAUAUUGCUUAAGAAUUAUUAAAGGCAAAAAUUUUAGAAAUUAUUAAAUUUAAACUAAGUUUUUUUCAAAGAUUAAGAAAUUAGAUUGCUGGAUGUUAAUUUAAACUAAGUUUAAAGAGAAAUGGACUAAAAGGAUUAUGAUUAACUAACAGAAAACAGUAGUGGUAUUUUCAUAAUGUAGUUUAAACAAUUUAAUGUUUAUAUUUAAAUUAAACUUGUAAUCUCUGAAACAAGGAAAAAAAACUUAAACUUGGUUAUAAUUAUAAAGGCUUAAAUUACUAAAUAUAUGUGUCUGUGGCAUAUAAAAAAUUGAUUUUUGGGAUUAGUGUAAGUAAGCAGGUUAUAAAUGUAAAAGUAAUUUAACUGAAAACUUCAAUUAACUUAAACUAGGUUUAACUAAGAGACAAAGCUUAAACUAUUUUAAAUGAAAUCGAAAAGUUUAAAGAAGUGUAAUAAGAAAAUAAAUCUUAAUUAAACUUUAAUUUAUUUACUAUAUUAACGAGAGGAAUGCGUUUUAAAUUUAAUCAAUAUGAUAAAAGUUUAAUAGGUAGUUAAAUUAGUUUCUUAAACUCAGUUAAAGUACAGUAAAAGGAAUUUUUAAAUGUCUAGAUCAUGAUAUGCUUAUUAGAAAAUAACUUAAAUUCUAUUUGAUUAACUUUGACUAAAACUUAUUUUUACUUAAUUCUAUAGUUUUACAAGCUCAGUUUAAACUAAGUUUAAAAUCAUAUGAAUUAAUUUGUAAAUAUCAAUUCCAAAACAUUAUAAAACAAACAUUAGUGUUAAACUUUUCUUAAUAACUUAAAUGAUAUACUUGUAAACUUAACCUUAAGCACUGUAAAACUGACCCUUGAAAAAACUUUCUUAAUUUAUUGUAUUAAAAUAAAUAAAUUUGUUGUCUUGUUGUAC
This is a messenger RNA of Lucilia sericata (common green bottle fly), 5293 nucleotides long. RefSeq names its product tumor necrosis factor receptor superfamily member wengen (gene wgn). The record is from RefSeq and is a predicted model, not a curated record. The transcript is spliced from 5 exons. The coding region runs from base 611 to 1738 and encodes 375 amino acids. Lineage: Eukaryota; Metazoa; Arthropoda; Insecta; Diptera; Calliphoridae. Gene Ontology annotation, molecular function: protein binding.